GUGUGUGUGAUGCAUGUGUUGUGAUGGGUCAAGAACUCCGACUGACUUCGAGCGAAUCGAAUCUUUUAAACGGUUCGCUUCGGUUCAAGCGAAAGCUUGAUUAAACACCGGUAUUUACCGCUUUGUUUUUGUUAAAAGUACGCAUAUCGCAUGAAAUAUUGCCGGUUUUAUGAUCCCAGGUUUUUUUGCGGCUCGAUUCAAACAAAACAUUAAAAAGAAUCUAUUUAACAGAACGAAUCAUUUCGCGAAUCGAAUGCGUGGCGUGUGAAUUAUCAGGCGGCGCACGUGGUUCGUGGUGGGAAACACACGCUGGUCUUCUGUCCGUCACUCAUUCACGACCAGAACACCCCAGGAUCCCGGCUGUAGCCCGCUGUUCAUCAGAAAUCACAGUUUGUCCAGCAGACGUGAUGGCGGAGCGCGUGCUGGUCAUCGGCGGCGGUGGACGGGAACAUGCGCUAGCGUGGAAGUUAGCUCAGUCGCCGCACGUUCAGCAGGUGCUCGUAUCCCCCGGCAACGCAGGAACCGCCAACAACGGGAAGAUCUCCAACUCCGAGGUGUCCGUGAAUAAUCAUGCGAUUUUAGCUCAGUAUUGUAAGGACCAUAACGUGGGGCUCGUGGUGGUUGGUCCAGAAGUUCCUCUGGCUGCUGGUGUUGUGGAUGACCUGAUGGCCGCUGGAGUGCUGUGUUUCGGUCCGUCGGCGAAGGCAGCUCAGCUGGAGGCCAGCAAGAGUUUCUCCAAAGCCUUCAUGGACCGUCACAGCAUUCCCACGGCGCGCUGGAGCUCCUUCACCGAGCCGCAGGACGCCUGCAGAUACAUCCGAGGUGCUGAGUUUCCCGCUCUGGUGGUGAAGGCCAGUGGUCUGGCGGCUGGUAAGGGAGUAGUAGUCGCUGGGGAUCAAGACGAGGCCUGUCAGGCUGUUCUGGACAUCAUGAAGGACAAGGCGUUCGGCUCUGCGGGCGAGACGGUGGUGGUUGAGGAGCUGCUGGAAGGAGAGGAGGUCUCUUGUUUGUGUUUCAGUGACGGUGUCUCGGUGUCACCGAUGCCUCCGGCUCAGGAUCACAAGCGUCUGCUGGACGGAGACCAGGGGCCGAACACGGGCGGGAUGGGCGCCUACUGCCCCACACCACAGGUUUCCGAGGACGUUCUGCAGGAGAUCAAGAGAACGGUUCUUCAGAAGACGGUGGACGGCAUGAGAGAAGAGGGAACUCCGUAUGUGGGGGUGUUGUAUGCGGGGCUGAUGUUGACUAGCGAGGGACCGAAGGUCCUGGAGUUUAACUGCCGCUUCGGUGACCCCGAGUGUCAGGUGCUGAUGCCGUUGCUGGAGUCAGAUUUGUACGAGGUGCUGAUGAAGACGCUGCAGACGGAGCUGAGCUUCGGUCCGAUUCGGUGGCUGCGGGACAGUGCGGCGGUCACCGUGGUCAUGGCCAGCGGAGGAUACCCGGCCGCGUAUAAGAAGGGUCUGGAGAUCACCGGUUUGUCUCAGGUGUCCGAGAUGGGCAUCCAGGUGUUUCACGCGGGCACGGCUCAGAAGGAAGGGGGCGGGGUUGUGACGAGCGGGGGGCGUGUCCUGACGGUGACCGCGGUCCGGCCCACUCUCCAGAGCGCUUUACACAGCGCUAACGAAGGAGUCGCGGCGAUUAGCUUCCCUGACGCCGUUUACCGCCGAGACAUCGGCCACCGCGCCAUCGCUUACCUCAGCCGCAGCAGAGGACUGACGUAUAAGGACAGCGGGGUGGACAUCUCUGCAGGGAACAGGCUGGUGGAUCUGAUCAAACCUCUGGCCAAAGCCACGGCUCGUCCAGGCUGCAACGCGGAGCUCGGAGGCUUCGCCGGUCUCUUCGAUCUGAAAGCUGCAGGCUUCACGGACCCGAUCCUGGUGUCCGGGACGGACGGGGUGGGGACCAAGCUGAAGGUGGCUCAGGCGAGCGGCGUCCACGGCUCUCUGGGUCAGGACCUGGUGGCCAUGUGUGUGAACGACGUCCUCGCUCAGGGGGCGGAGCCGCUCUUCUUCCUCGACUACUUCUCCUGCGGCCGCCUGGACGUCCGAGUGGCGUCGUCCGUGAUCUCCGGCAUCGCAGACGCCUGUCAGACGGCCGGCUGCGCUCUGCUCGGAGGUGAGACGGCGGAGAUGCCGGGUGUGUAUGGGCCCGGUGAGUAUGAUCUGGCCGGGUUCUGUGUGGGAGCCGUGGAGCGUGGAGUGAUUCUGCCGAGACUCAAGGACAUGACGGAGGGAGAUCUUCUGCUCGGCGUCUCCUCGUCUGGUCUUCACAGCAACGGCUUCAGUCUGGUUCGUCAGAUCCUGCAGCGCAGUGGCCUGCGUCUCGACUCGCCCGCUCCCUUCGGACGCCCCGGACAGACCGUCGGAGAAGCUCUUCUCACUCCCACGAAGAUCUACAGCCGUCUGCUCCAGCCGGUCCUGCGCAGCGGCGCCGUCAAGGCCUUCUCUCACAUCACCGGAGGAGGACUCCUGGAGAACAUCCCUCGAGUUCUGCCUCCGGAGCUGACGGCGGAGCUGGACGCCUGCCGCUGGAGGAUCCCGGCCGUCUUCUCGUGGCUGCAGCAGGAGGGCGGUCUGUCUCUGGACGAGAUGAGCCGCACGUUUAACUGCGGUCUGGGCGCUGUGCUGGCGGUCAGUAAACCGGACGCUCAGCGUGUGCUGCGUCUGCUGCAGGCCCAGGAGGAGGCCUGGAUCGUGGGGUUCCUCGUCCACAGACCGCCCGGAGCUCCGGCGGUCCUCAUCAGGAACCUGGAGCGGAGUCUGAAGGACGGUCCGAGUCGUUCUCCGGACACCAGCGCUCUACAGAACGGAGCGGACCUCGGAGAACAGGCCUCCCGCCGAAGAACCAGAGUCGCUGUCCUGAUCUCAGGAACCGGAACGAACCUGCAGGCGCUGAUGGAGCAGGCGAAGAAGCCCUCGAGUUCAGCCGAGAUCGUGCUGGUCAUCUCCAACAGACCGGCCGUCGCUGGACUGAAGAGAGCCGCUCUGGCCGGCAUUCAGACACGGGUGGUGGAUCAUAAACUGUACGGCAGCAGAGCCGAGUUCGACGGCACCAUCGAUAAAGUCCUGGAGGAGUUCGGCGUGGAGCUGGUGUGUUUGGCCGGUUUCAUGCGCAUCCUCACGGGAAACUUCGUCAAGAAAUGGAGCGGGAAGAUGCUGAACAUUCACCCGUCUCUGCUGCCGUCCUUCAGAGGAGUGAAUGCUCAGAAACAGGCUCUUCAGGCCGGAGUCAGGCUCACCGGCUGCACCGUGCACUUCGUGGCGGAGGAAGUGGAUGCGGGAGCGAUCGUGGUCCAGGAGGCGGUUCCCAUCCUGCUGACGGACACCGAGGACAGCCUAUCAGAGCGCAUCCGGGAGGCGGAGCAUCGCGCUUUCCCAGCAGCCCUGGAGCUGGUGUCGAGCGGCGCGGUGAAGCUGAGAGACGACGGGAAGCUGGUCUGGAGCCCGAGCGCUCAGGGAUAGAUCCUGUAACACUACUGUACUCCACAUUCCACUCAUUCCUGACAUUCUCUGAUGACCAAUAGUUCUUGAUGUAGAUGAACUUCAUUCUGUGCAUGUAACACAUCUUGAUCAGUAUUUGCUCUUUGCAUUAAACUUGCACUGCCCUGA
Molecule: messenger RNA, 3608 nt
Organism: Puntigrus tetrazona (Sumatra barb)
Lineage: Eukaryota; Metazoa; Chordata; Actinopteri; Cypriniformes; Cyprinidae
Gene: gart
Product: phosphoribosylglycinamide formyltransferase
Exons: 22
Coding region: 408-3461 (1017 amino acids)
Biological process (GO): 'de novo' IMP biosynthetic process; adenine biosynthetic process
Cellular component (GO): cytosol
Molecular function (GO): phosphoribosylformylglycinamidine cyclo-ligase activity; phosphoribosylglycinamide formyltransferase activity; ATP binding
Source: RefSeq, a predicted model, not a curated record